Colletotrichum higginsianum IMI 349063 is the source of this 444-nucleotide messenger RNA. Its product is annotated as Ubiquitin conjugating enzyme. The record is from RefSeq and is a predicted model, not a curated record. Gene Ontology annotation, molecular function: ubiquitin conjugating enzyme activity. NCBI's taxonomy places the organism in Eukaryota, Fungi, Ascomycota, Sordariomycetes, Glomerellales, Glomerellaceae. Gene Ontology annotation, biological process: protein polyubiquitination; ubiquitin-dependent protein catabolic process. The transcript has 5 exons. The coding region runs from base 1 to 444 and encodes 147 amino acids. Gene Ontology annotation, cellular component: nucleus.
AUGGCUCUCAAGAGAAUUAACAAGGAGCUCACUGACCUCGGCCGUGACCCGCCCUCUUCCUGCUCUGCCGGCCCCGUCGGCGAAGACCUGUUCCACUGGCAAGCAACGAUCAUGGGACCCGGUGACUCUCCCUACUCUGGCGGUGUCUUCUUCCUCGCCAUCCACUUCCCCACCGACUACCCCUUCAAGCCUCCCAAGGUCAACUUCACCACUCGCAUCUACCACCCCAACAUCAACUCGAACGGCAGCAUUUGCUUAGAUAUUCUGCGUGACCAGUGGAGCCCGGCGUUGACCAUCUCCAAGGUCCUGCUCUCCAUCUGCUCGAUGCUGACGGACCCCAACCCCGACGACCCUCUUGUGCCCGAAAUUGCACACGUCUACAAGACGGACCGCGCCAGAUACGAGGCCACGGCCCGCGAGUGGACCCGCAAGUACGCCAUUUAG